Molecule: messenger RNA, 1348 nt
Organism: Spea bombifrons (plains spadefoot toad)
Lineage: Eukaryota; Metazoa; Chordata; Amphibia; Anura; Pelobatidae
Gene: BCL10
Product: BCL10 immune signaling adaptor
Exons: 3
Coding region: 132-839 (235 amino acids)
Biological process (GO): adaptive immune response; apoptotic process; canonical NF-kappaB signal transduction
Cellular component (GO): CBM complex; cytosol
Molecular function (GO): protein kinase B binding; NF-kappaB binding; kinase activator activity
Source: RefSeq, a predicted model, not a curated record
ACGUCACAAGAGGAAGCAGAGAUUGUUACAAUCUGUAUCGUCCCGACAGGAAGCUGAACCUGCAGCAUUAAACACGGCACAUUAGAGUGUUAGCUCUUCUAUGUCCCUGACAGCGGAGGGACCCUGUUGAGAUGGCCCUGACCAGCCCCCCAAAACUCAGCGAAGAUGAUAUGGCUGAAGUGAAGAGAGAUGUUCUAGAAUCAUUGAGACACUAUCUGUGCGAAAAGAUCAUCGCGGAAAGACAUUUUGACUACUUGCGAUCCCAAAAGAUACUGAACAGAGAUGACACGGAAGAAAUUUUGUGUCAAACGAACAGUCGUAAGAAAGCCGGAGAGCUGCUGGACCGCGUGGCCAAAAACCCCAAAGGACUUGAUGCCUUCGUCGAAUCCAUCAGGUUACUAAAGACACAGGAUUUCCUAAUAGACAAAAUCACGGACGAGGUCCAGAGAGCCAGAAACAGGAAGCUGGCGUCCAUCCGGGGUGACAGUUUAGAAGACAUUAAUAUUCUAAGGACUCCAAACGGGUCUGUGCAGGAAGCAAAUUACACGUACUCCAUGGACGACAAGCUGUUUGCACCUGAAAAGGAAUCGACGGCUCUCUAUCACCCCGAAAGUGAGGCCAGCCUCCCCCUGUACUUUAAUACAUCUCUGACCUUAAUCAACCAAUCAGAUUCAGAGCCAGGGGUUACCAGACAAAGUGUCCCCCUAUCAAGCAGGCUUCCAGUACCAGGAGAACCUGGGGCCCCACCACUUCCCCGUAGCCCCCAGGAAGCCUGCUCAAACUCAGCAUUCGACAACCAGUUUCUGCCUCUAAGGUCAAGCUCAUUUUCUGCGCCAUGACGGUGUAGUAGUAGACACCCGGCUGCAUGACGCAGCGACUGAGACUUGAAAUCACUGGAUAAAGUCAAAGUAACAAGAAAUAAAUGAAAUCCUAUAACAGACGCGGAACAUAAUUUUAUAUUUUUAUCGCGUAGAUUGUACAGUAUGUAGUAUAAAUGCUGUAUGUGGGCCUUUUCUUGGGAAACGAAUAUUAUUAACUUCUUUUCGCCAAAUGAUUACAUGUUUGUUCUUGUUUUUAUACGCAUUAUGCGAGGUUGCAUUACAUGCAUGUAAAACAUUCUGCCGCAUUCCUAAAUACUUUGUGUAAACAAAUUCGAAUCCAAACUUUCAAACAUGGUCUUAUUGCCUUGGCAACCAAGAGAAUGGUCCAAUCAGCACGACUGUUCCAUUGGUUGCUAUGGAGACUUGAUUACUUCCCACUUUAUGUUUUACCCCGCUGACAUUUUUCUUACCUUUUGCUGAGUGGAAGCCGGGAAAACCUGGAAUAAAAAGUAGCAAAUUGUUUCAAA